UUUCACGGAGCCUCUUUAUUAAUUGUGAAAAUUCGCAAAACAGUAAUAGAAAUUUUUGUCUUUUUCUUUUCAGAAAACUUCGACCACGCCCAUUACACCAACCAGCACAAUGCCAGUCACAUGCGAUAUUUGCGGCAAGACGUACACUAAGUCAAGUUCUCUUACAACCCACAUGCAGAUCCACGCUAAAGACCAACAGUUUGAGUGUACUCUUUGCCAAAAGAAAUUUUCCACUUCGGGCCAUCUGAGAACACAUCUAAGAACCCAUACCGGAGAUAAACCUUUCGAAUGUACCGUGUGCCAAAAGAAGUUUUCAACUCAGAGCAAUCUGCGAGCACACCUCGCAGUUCACAUGGAUGAUAGGCCUUUCGAGUGUGCCAAGUGUGGAAAGACAUUUUCUGUAUCGGAAUCUUUGAAAAAACAUCUCCGAACCCACACGGGAGAUAAACCUUUCGAAUGUUCUUUGUGCCCCAAAACCUUUUCACAAUCUGGAAGUUUGCAAAGACACCGCCGAACCCACACGCGAGAUAAGAAGUGUCUUAAGUGUACCGUGUGCCUCAAGUCAUUUUCUAACGCUCAAAACCUAAGAAGGCAUGCCCGAACCCACACAGGAGAGAAGCCUUUCGAAUGUACUUUGUGCCGGAGGCCUUUUUCUCGACCAGAACAUCUGCGGACACACCUUCUAAUGCACACAGGGGAAAAGCCUUUUGAGUGUAGCGUGUGCCAAAGCAAAUUUUCUUCUGCAGGAGACUUGAAAAUACAUCUCCGAACCCACACCGGAGACAAGCCCUUCGAGUGUACCGUAUGUCUGAAGACAUUUUCUCAAUCAGGCAACCUGAAAACACAUUUGCGAACGCACACAGGAGACAAGCCUUUUCAGUGUGUUGUGUGUAAGAAGAAAUUUCGUACUAGUAGCGACAUGAAAAGGCAUCUACGAACUCACACCGGAGACAAGCCUUUUGAGUGCAUUCUGUGUCAGAUGACAUUUUCUCAACCAGGACACCUACAAAUACAUCUCCGAACUCACACCGGAGAUAAGCCUUACGAAUGCACUGUGUGUCAGAAGACAUUUUUUGGAUCAAGCAACCUACAAGUACAUCUCCGAAUUCACACUGGAGAUAAGCCUUUCGAAUGCACCGUGUGCCAAAAGACGUUUGCAACAUCUGGCGAUCUGCGGAUACACCUCCGGACCCACACUGGAUAUAGGCCAUUUGAAUGUAACGUGUGUCAAAGGGCAUUUUCUCAUUCAGGAAGCCUUAGCAGACAUAUGCAAACUCACUCUUAAGGUAAUGUUCUUUUGAAUUGCCUGUACCAAAGAAGCUGUGCUCUUCGGGAGAAGGAUAUCUAUAUCUCCCACUCACGGAAUUGGGAAUGUUUUACUUACUAUUUCUUUCUUCCUGAUGUUUUCUCUGAAGACGUGUGUUGUGAGUAAAGCGAUCAGAAUAUUGUUCUUUGAUGUUACUUCGCUGAGUACUGGUUUAUGGUUACGAUUAGUUUUGAACUGGGAUUGAUGAUAUUUUUACGUUACUUGAUAAUGAUUUCUUAUUGCUUUCACUGAUUUUACAAGAAUGAAUAUAGUUUACUUUUGGAAAUCUGUUUGAACUUCAGUCUCUGUGUGUAGUGACUCUAAUCUUUGUUUCAAAUCUACAGUUUCUUUUA
Messenger RNA from Frankliniella occidentalis (western flower thrips), 1659 nucleotides. Its product is annotated as zinc finger protein 84-like. Gene Ontology annotation, molecular function: DNA-binding transcription factor activity, RNA polymerase II-specific; RNA polymerase II transcription regulatory region sequence-specific DNA binding. The record is from RefSeq and is a predicted model, not a curated record. Gene Ontology annotation, cellular component: nucleus. Gene Ontology annotation, biological process: regulation of transcription by RNA polymerase II. The coding region runs from base 110 to 1285 and encodes 391 amino acids. The transcript has a single exon. Lineage: Eukaryota; Metazoa; Arthropoda; Insecta; Thysanoptera; Thripidae.